Molecule: messenger RNA, 528 nt
Organism: Anopheles arabiensis
Lineage: Eukaryota; Metazoa; Arthropoda; Insecta; Diptera; Culicidae
Exons: 3
Coding region: 40-528 (162 amino acids)
Source: RefSeq, a predicted model, not a curated record
GUUUAGUAGAAGUUUGGUGGUUCUCGAUUUUUUGGAAAAAUGAGCGAGCCAGAGCUUGAAAAUGACAACAACGAAGUCCGGGAUCGUUCCCGAUCUCGUUCCCGUAGUCCGCAGGCACGUCGUUUGUGGGUUCAGGACUUAUUCCUGAACCGAAACGAAACCGGCAACCGGCUACUGACCGACAUCACGACAUCGGGUAUAUACGAGACGAUGAACCGAUUUUUAAGGAUGAAGAAGGAAGAUUUCUUCCAUUUACUGUCCCUUGUUAGUCCAAAAAUUACGAAAAUGGACACAGAUUUCCGCAAAGCAAUCACGGAACAGGAAAGGCUGCUGAUAACAUUGCGGUAUCUUGCGACUGGAGAGACAUUUACCAGCCUCCAAUACGUGUUCCGGGUGUCGAGGCAUUCUAUCAGCAGAAUAGUUAAAGAGACGUGCACAUGUCUUAUCGAGGCUUUGCGGGAUUAUGUCAAGCUACCCUCUACCGAAAAAGAAUGGCUUGCAAUCUCAAGACGAUUUGAGCAGCGCUAA